CAACUCCAGCCUCAGGUUUCCGAGCACGCCGGGUACAUCCACCACCCAGCCUCGCCCUUUAGCACUGCGUUCCUCGCGUACUCUUAGGGUCGUUUCUCUCCUAUUUUCGUGUGAGAGCACCUGAGGCCGCCCCCGGAGUGGGGGGGCAAGAAGGGGAGGAGGCGGAGGAGGAGGCGGCCGCCGCGCUCCGUGUGGCAGCGCCGGGGAGGAGCUACCUGCGGAGGCCAUUUCCCGGGGAGGAACGCGCCCAUGGGGGUUCAGCUUUGGCAUGUACAGCCUGGCGCUGGGGACCAAGGCAGGCUCACUGGCUGACAUUUUGCCCAGCAGCGUGGAUCACAGUAACUGCAAAUGCAACAGGUUGGCUCGCUGCAUCCGAGAUCCAGGCUCUAGUGCACUGUCAGUGCCUCACACUUGGGAUUCAGGUUUCCUAGCUGGGGCUCGCAGCAUGGUUUGAAGGCAGCCCAGAAGGAUCCUUAAUGGCUCUCCUGGAAGAUGUUCAGCAGCCACUCCCACUGAGCGCUUCCAACGCUUACACACAGCGCCAGAAGCAAUCUGCAGUGAAGUAUAAGGAUUUGCAGUGCAUGGAGGAAGACACGCUUUCCUAGAGAUUUAACUUGUCCAAACAUACCAAGGCUUCGGGAUCCGCGCGGCGGGACGGCAUCGCCAUGUUUCGGAACAGCCUCAAGAUGCUCCUGACGGGAGGGAAGUCGAACCGCAAAAACAGGUCCAGCGAUGGAGGGAGCGAGGAGCCGCCAGACCGAAGACAGGCAAGUGUAGACGCCCGGCAGAGCCGAUCUGGGCAAGGCACCUCCACAGAGAACGACUGUGCUUUCGACGCAGACUACGCCAUCCCGCCGCUCCCCGUGACCGAAGGUAUGCAGCAGUUUCGGAUUAUGGAGGGCAUGUCCCGCUCCCUUCCAUCCUCCCCCUUACUCACACAUCAGUCUAUCAGUGUUCGGCUCCAACCCGUGAAGAAGUUGCCUGCCCCUCUGAGGAAAGCAAAGUUUGUUGAGAGCCCUCGCAUCCCCGAGUCCGAGCUCGGCUCGCCAACGCUCUCUUCAGCGCAGAAACUGGACGUGGAUGCAUACUGCCCUGGUGACGCUGAGCAGGAGCUGGGACCCCCUCCAUCCGUAGAUGAGGCAGCAAAUACACUCAUGACUCGCCUGGGCUUCCUCCUGGGGGAGAAAGUCACGGAGGUACAGCCAGGGCCCCAGUACAGCAUGGAGGUGCAGGACGAGAACCAGAGCUCGGCCGUGACGCAGCGCAUCAGCCCCUGCUCCACGCUGACCAGCAGCACGGCCUCGCCGCCCGCCAGCAGCCCCUGCUCCACGCUGCCACCCGUCAGCACCAGCGUCCCCGCCAAGGACUGCAGCUACGGGGCCGUCACCAGCCCCACGUCCACGCUGGAGAGCAGGGACAGCGGCAUCAUAGCCACUUUGACGAGCUACUCCGAAAACGUGGAGCGCACCAAGUAUGGAGGGGAAAGCAGCAAGGAGCUGGGCUCGGGUGGCAACCUGAAGCCCUGGCAGUCCCAGAAGUCCAGCAUGGACUCGUGCCUGUACCGCGUGGAUGAGAACAUGACGGCCUCCACCUACAGCCUGAACAAGAUCCCGGAGAGGAACCUGGAGACCGUCCUGUCCCAGUCGGUGCAGUCCAUCCCGCUGUACCUCAUGCCACGGCCCAACUCGGUUGCAGCCACCAGCUCGGCCCACCUGGAGGACCUGGCGUACCUGGACGAGCAGCGGCACACCCCCCUGCGCACCUCCCUCCGCAUGCCCCGGCAGAGCGUGGCCGGAGCCCGCGCGCAGCAGGACCUGCGAGUGCGCUUCGCACCCUACCGACCUCCCGACAUCUCCCUGAAGCCGCUGCUCUUCGAGGUCCCCAGCAUCACCACCGAGUCCGUCUUCGUGGGCCGGGAUUGGGUGUUCCACGAGAUCGACGCGCAGCUGCAGAGCUCCAACGCCAGCGUCAACCGCGGCGUGGUGAUCGUGGGGAACAUCGGCUUUGGGAAGACGGCCAUCAUCUCCAGGCUGGUCGCGCUCAGCUGCCACGGCACUCGGAUGAGGCAGAUCGCAUCCGACAGCCCGCACGCCUCGCCCAAACAUGUGGAUGCAAACAGAGAGCUGCCCUUAACCCAGCCGCCUUCUGCUCACUCCUCCAUCGCCAGCGGGAGCUGCCCGGGGACGCCCGAGAUGCGCCGGCGCCAGGAGGAGGCCAUGAGGAGACUUGCUUCCCAGGUCGUCGCCUACCACUACUGCCAGGCGGACAACGCCUACACCUGCCUGGUGCCCGAGUUCGUGCACAACGUGGCCGCGCUGCUGUGCCGCUCGCCCCAGUUCGUCGCCUACCGGGAGCAGCUGCUGCGCGAGCCCCACCUGCAGAGCAUGCUGAGCCUGCGCUCCUGCGUGCAGGACCCCAUGGCUUCCUUCCGCAGGGGGAUCCUGGAGCCCCUGGAGAACCUGCACAAAGAGAGGAAGAUCCCUGAUGAGGAUUUCAUCAUAUUAAUUGACGGUUUAAACGAGGCUGAAUUUCACAAGCCAGAUUAUGGUGACACCAUAGUCUCAUUCCUGAGCAAAAUGAUUGGAAAAUUCCCUUCCUGGCUGAAGCUGGUUGUGACCGUCAGGACAAGCCUACAGGAAAUAAUUAAGCUGUUGCCCUUCCACAGAAUAUUUUUGGAUAGGCUGGAAGAGAACGAAGCCAUAGACCAGGACCUGCAGGCGUACAUCCUUCACCGGAUACACAGCAGCUCGGAGAUCCAGAACAACAUCUCGCUGAACGGCAAAAUGGACAACACCACCUUCGGCAAACUCAGUUCUCACCUCAAGACCUUGAGCCAAGGCUCCUACCUGUACCUGAAACUCACUUUUGAUCUCAUAGAGAAAGGAUACCUGGUACUAAAAAGCUCCAGCUACAAAGUAGUCCCAGUGUCUCUGUCAGAAGUUUACCUGUUGCAGUGCAAUAUGAAGUUCCCGACGCAGUCUUCCUUUGAUCGGGUGAUGCCUCUCUUGAAUGUGGCAGUGGCAUCUCUGCAUCCUUUAACAGAUGAGCAUAUUUUUCAGGCCAUUAAUGCAGGUAACAUUGAGGGCACUUUGGAGUGGGAUGACUUUCAGCAGAGGAUGGAGAACCUUUCUAUGUUUCUUAUCAAACGUAGAGACAUGACGCGAAUGUUUGUUCAUCCCUCUUUCCGAGAAUGGCUUAUUUGGAGAGAAGAAGGCGAAAAGACCAAGUUUCUUUGUGAUCCUAGGAGUGGCCACACGCUGCUUGCCUUCUGGUUUUCCCGUCAAGAAGGAAAACUAAAUCGACAGCAAACUAUCGAACUGGGACAUCACAUCCUCAAAGCACAUAUUUUUAAGGGGCUGAGUAAAAAAGUUGGGGUGUCUUCCUCCAUCCUGCAAGGGCUUUGGAUCUCCUACAGCACCGAAGGUCUUUCCAUGGCUUUGGCAUCGCUGAGAAACCUCUACACCCCAAACAUCAAGGUCAGUCGGUUGCUGAUUCUAGGAGGUGCCAACGUGAAUUACCGGACCGAGGUUCUGAACAACGCCCCAAUUCUGUGCGUGCAGUCUCACCUGGGUUACGCGGAGAUGGUGGCUUUGCUCCUGGAGUUCGGUGCCAAUGUAGAUGCUGCUUCCGAGAGCGGCCUGACCCCGCUUGGGUACGCUGCUGCUGCUGGGUUCCUGAGCAUUGUUGUGCUGCUGUGCAAGAAACGGGCCAAGGUGGAUCACUUGGACAAGAACGGUCAGUGCGCGCUGGUCCACGCCGCCCUCAGAGGACACCUGGAGGUGGUGAAGUUCCUGAUCCAGUGCGACUGGAGCAUGGCUGGGCAGCAGCAGGGGGUGUUCAAAAAGAGCCACGCCAUCCAGCAGGCCCUGAUCGCCGCAGCCAGCAUGGGCUACACAGAGAUUGUCUCCUACCUGCUCGAUCUUCCAGAAAAAGAUGAAGAGGAGGUGGAGCGAGCACAGAUCAACAGCUUUGACAGUCUUUGGGGAGAGACAGCGCUGACGGCGGCCGCGGGCCGGGGGAAGCUGGACGUGUGCCGGCUGCUGCUGGAGCAGGGAGCUGCCGUGGCACAGCCCAACCGGCGCGGCGUGGUGCCGCUCUUCAGCGCCGUCCGGCAGGGCCACUGGCAGAUCGUGGACCUGCUGCUCACCCACGGCGCCGACGUGAACAUGGCGGACAAGCAAGGCCGGACGCCGCUGAUGAUGGCUGCAUCCGAGGGACACCUGGGCACGGUGGAGUUUCUGCUUGCACAAGGUGCCUCCAUUUCUCUGAUGGACAAGGAGGGCCUGACAGCCCUCAGCUGGGCUUGCCUAAAGGGCCACCUGGCCGUGGUGCGGGCCCUGGUGGAGAACGGGGCGGCCACCGACCACGCCGACAAAAAUGGGCGCACGCCACUGGACCUGGCGGCUUUCUACGGCGACGCGGAGGUGGUUCAGUUCCUGGUGGACCACGGGGCCAUGAUCGAGCACGUCGACUACAGCGGGAUGCGUCCCCUCGACAGGGCGGUGGGGUGCCGCAACACCUCGGUGGUCGUCACCCUCCUGAAGAAAGGAGCAAAGAUAGGUCCAGCAACAUGGGCGAUGGCCACCUCCAAACCAGACAUCAUGAUCAUCCUGUUGAGCAAGCUGAUGGAGGAGGGAGACAUGUUUUACAAGAAAGGUAAAGUGAAGGAGGCCGCCCAGCGCUACCAGUACGCUCUGAAGAAGUUCCCCAGGGAAGGCUUUGGGGAAGACCUGAAAACCUUCCGUGAGCUGAAGGUGUCACUCCUUCUCAACCUGUCCCGAUGUCGAAGGAAAAUGAAUGACUUCGGAAUGGCGGAGGAGUUCGCUACUAAAGCACUGGAGCUGAAACCGAAAUCUUACGAAGCUUACUAUGCAAGAGCAAGGGCCAAACGCAGCAGCAGGCAGUUUGCAGCAGCCCUGGAGGACCUGAACGAGGCCAUCAAGCUGUGCCCCAACAACCGUGAGAUCCAGCGGCUGCUGCUGCGGGUGGAGGAGGAGUGCCGGCAGGUGCAGCAGCAGCAGCAGCAGCAGCAGCAGCCACCCCCGCUGCCGGCAGAGCCUGAGCCCGAAGCCCAGCACGAAGAGCUGUAUUCUGUGCAAGACAUUUUUGAGGAGGAGUACCUCGAGCAGGACGUCGAGAAUGUUUCCAUUGGCUUGCAGACAGAGUCCAGGCCAAACCAAGGGCUUCCCAUCAUCCAGAGCCCGCCCCCGUCCCCGGCUCACCGGGACUCGGCCUAUAUUUCUGGCUCCCCCCUCGGCUCCCAUCAGGUCUUUGAUUUCAGGUCCAACAGCUCCGUGGGCUCGCCCACCAGGCAGGGCUACCAGUCCACGUCUCCCACUCUGUCUCCGACACACCAGAACUCCCAUUACCGGCCCAGUCCUCCGCACACCUCUCCUGCCCACCAGGGCUCCUCGUACCGCUUCAGCCCACCCCCUGUCGGGAGCCAGGGGAAGGAAUAUCAGAGCCCACCGCCUUCUCCUCUUCGCAGAGGCCCUCAGUACCGUGCCAGCCCCCCCGCAGACGGCAUGAGCGUGUACAGGUCGCAGUCGGGCUCCCCGGUUCGCUAUCAGCAAGAACCCAGCGCCGUCAGCCCGCUGCCCGGCAGGCCCAAGUCCCCUCUGUCCAAAAUGUCACAGCGUUCCUUCCAGAUGCCCCAGCUGCCCGUGGCUGUGCCACAGCAGGGCCUGAGGUUGCAGCCAGCAAAGGCGCAGAUCGUGCGGAGCAACCAGCCCAGCUCGGCCGUGCACUCCAGCACCGUCAUCCCCACCGGUGCGUACAGCCAGGUGGCCCACUCGAUGGCCAGCAAGUACCAGGCGGCGGCGGGGGAGAUGGGGGUCAGCCAGAGCAGGCUGGUGUACCAGGGCUCCAUCGGGGGGAUCGUAGGGGACAGCCGGCCCGUGCAGCACGUGCAGGCCAGCCUCAGCGCGGGGGCCAUCUGCCAGCACGGAGGGUUGGCCAAGGAAGAUCUUCCACAGCGGCCGUCCUCGGCGUACAGGGGUGGCAUGAGGUACAGCCAGACACCCCAGAUCGGGCGCAGCCAGUCGGCUUCCUACUACCCCGUGUGCCACUCGAAGCUGGACCUGGAGCGUUCAUCCCUGCCCUCCGGCCAGCUCGGCUCUCCGGACGUGUCCCACCUCAUCCGGAGGCCCAUCAGCGUUAACCCCAGCGAAAUCAAGCCUCACCCGCCGACCCCGAGGCCGCUGCUCCAUUCGCAGAGCGUCGGCCUGCGCUUCUCUCCCUCCAGCAAUAGCAUCUCAUCCACCUCCAAUCUGACGCCCAACUUCCGCCCCUCCGCCUCGAUCCAGCAGAUGGAGAUCCCUCUGAAGCCGGCCUACGACAGGGCGUGCGACGAGCUGUCCCCGGUGUCCCCCACGCAGGGGGGGUACCCCAGUGAGCCGGCCCGUUCCCGGACCACGCCGUUCAUGGGAAUCAUUGAUAAAACCGCUCGGACUCAGCAGUACCCCCAUCUCCAUCAGCAGAACCGGACCUGGGCCGUGUCGUCAGUGGACACUGUAAUUAGCCCUACGUCUCCUGGCAAUCUCCCCCAGCCGGAAUCAUUUAGCCCACCUUCUUCAAUCAGCAACAUUGCCUUUUAUAACAAAACCAACAAUGCACAGAAUGGCCAUUUGCUAGAGGAAGACUAUUACAGCCCCCAUGGGAUGCUGGCCAAUGGGUCCCGGGGAGACCUCCUGGAGAGAGUCACCCAAGCCUCCUCGUACCCCGAUGUCAAGGUGGCGAGGACGCUGCCGGUGGCACAGGCCUACCAGGACAACCUGUACAGGCAGCUCUCCCGGGACUCCCGGCAAGGGCAGACGUCCCCAAUCAAACCAAAGAGACCAUUUGUGGAGUCUAAUGUGUAAGAGACGCUUGUUGGAGUAAGACCCUUAUGUUUGCAGCACACACUUCCAAGCUUGAUUUCCAUGCAUAUUAUUAUUAUUAUUAUUAUUAUUAAUUAUUAUUAUUAUUAUUAUUUUUAUUUCUCUUUGGUAGCGACAUGACCACGUUUCUCCGGUACUUGGUGCGGUGGUCAGACACCAUGCACGCACUCCAGCCCUUCCGUCCCCCAGCUGACUGUGAAGCCACCAUCAGCCGAGCAGUACCAUUGCCCAAUUCCAGCUGAGCUCCCUCACUUGGCAGCUGCCAACCAGGAUAUCCCAGUACACGGUGCGGGGUAGGCCAGGAACAUCCCCUACACAGUGGGAGGUAACCGGAUCUUUUUCAGGAGACAGUCGCGUCCGAUUUCAAUUAAUUUCUUUUGUCUCAGUGAGCUCUUACUGAUGACAGUUCCAGGUGGGAACAGAGCAGGCAUCCCAGGAGCCUUUUCCAAGGCUGCAUCUGCAGGCCUCCGUGCAGCCGGGCCGUUCCCUGCCCAACGCUCUCUUUGCUCGCAUGGAGCACAGCAUCGUUCGUAGCUAUGCACAGCGCCCAUCCUGCUUGACCGGUGUGCAGAAUUGCAAUUGGAAUUGGAGUUAUUUAAUUGCUUACACUGCCAGAAGGGGUGGGGGUCACCGGUUGCUUUGCUACUUUGUCAUCCAGGUGCCCUGACCUUGCUUUACUCACGAGCAUUUUGCAGGUGCUCAGAGAUUGCGUGUUCAUGGGCCAAGGGAACUGGGUUAGGAGUGGGACCACAGCUCGGUCGCCCCGUUAUCAGAUGGCUGCGUCUCACACGUGGCACCACAUUUAUCGCUGGGACAGCUGAACGUUGGGGUUUUUCAUUUGUUUUGGGGCUUUUUAUGGUGUUCUGUCUUUUCGACUAGGAAAUCUUUUCCAAAGAGGAAACCCACAGUUUAUGUUCAUUUUAUGGAUGGGAUACGUAACGUGGCACUGUGGCUCCGGGACAGGAUGAGCCCGGUGACAAAGUCACUCUAGGGUUGCAGGUUCUGUCCCAAAAUCUUGGAAAGCGAUAGCUCUGUUCUCUACCUAUAGAUGGUAGAGAUGGUGCUUUGCUCUUUAAGGACCUUUAGUUAAAAGAGAGAUAUUUAUAAUUUAUUUAAUGUGCUCUGUUUCAGGACAUUUUCUGUAGUUUGGUUGUUUUUCUCUUAUUUUUUGUAAAUCAAACACAGGUCACAUCAAGGCAGUGCGAAGAGCAGGGGACACUUCCAGAAACCUUUUCAUUGAAUUUUUCAGUUGUUCCCUGGCAUUUGUUGGGAUGAGUGGUGGGACUUCUUUACCAAUGCUUCACUUAGUGCUGCUUGCUUUGUAAUUUGCCUUCUCAUUACCAAGGGUGAUCAGUUGGACGAAUGAUAAACCUGGAGCUUGUUGUAAAGCAAAAAUAGUGCCUGUUGCCCACCGCCGAGCCUCACCCAUAGCAGCUCUUAACAGCAAAGUCAUAGAAUCAUAGGAUGGUUGGGUUGGAAGGGACCUUACUGCCCUCACCCUCAUCAGCUCUUAACAGCAGUCAUAGAACCAUGGGAUGGUUGGUUUGGAAGGGACUUUGCAGCCCGCCUGGCUCCAAGCCCUGCCAUGGGCUGAGUGCCCCCCAGCUCAGCCUGCCCAGGGCCCCAUCCAUGGGGGCAAGGAAGAGAUCUGGUGCUGAGCAGCAAGAGUGAGCGAAACCUCUUGAUGUUUCCAAAGGGCUACCCAAAUCUGGCCGUAGAUUGCAAAAUGCCUCGAACCGAACCGCAGCGCUCAGCCUCAGCGGUGCGAGUGGGUUUGGAACCAAGCCGGCCCCGGCGGUGGUCGGGCAUGGAGCAGUUCAGCCCAAGCUGGGCACGGCAGGACCUUGUGUCUCACAGACACGCCGAGAGCAUCCCGGGCUUUUCCUCUGUGGACUGUGGAAGCGCUUGUGCUGUUGUGUAUUUGUCCAGGGCAGCGUUUGCGUUGAGGUUGGCUUGUUGCUUUUCAAGCACAGCUCAGCCCAGACCUUUGCUUUCCAACAGGGCUGGGGGAGAGCUGGCAGCGCCGCUUCUCUCCUCGGAAGCAGCGUGCUGCUGUGUGUCCCUCUUUUGGAAUCAGUUCUGCUUUGCAAGGAGAAAACCCCCUCAGCUUUCCCGAACACGAGCAGCUUUCUGCCUUCAGUUGCUUCUUCGAAUGGGAAAAGGAAGCAAGCUCAGCCCCGCUCUGCUGCACAGCAGAGCGUGCACUUGGAGAGCUGCAUGCACUGUGCUGCUUGCUGCCCCAUGUCCCCCAGUGUCACCUCGGGUUUGUGAAGGUGUUUUAAGGGAAAAAGCAAAUCACAGCUCUCACCGUAUCCACGCGCACCGAGGCAGCGCUGGCGUCGUGCAGCGUGCAGGUUUGUCACGAUAGCAGGUGUUGCAUUUUCACGGGAUUCUUGCACUAAUGGUUUUCCAUCUGUUCUCUCUGUAAGUGGGUGCACUUUACUGUUAGAAUUUGUUCCUCUGGUUCAUACUGGAUAUUUAAGCGUGAGUAGUGUCCUCGUUAGGAAAUAGCAAAGCAGCUCUCUCGUCUCUUGGUGUAUUUUUCAGAAAAGCAAAAAAGGAAAAAAAAAAAAACAAAAAACAAAAAAACGAAUUGUCACAUUUCUAGCGCAAGAACCGACUCUUGUACAUAGGCAUCGACAGGCGGAGUCACUUUCAAACACGACGUCCCUUGCAGUGGCUUCAAGGCGCUUCCCCAGCAGUUCUCAUCGGGGCGAGGAGCUGCUGUCUCCCGCCGGCGUCGCGCUCGGGUUCGCUGGUGCAGGAGCAGAGGUCGCUGCGUGGUUGCGGUCCCAUUGUGAAGUGCCCUCGUUGCUCCGGUCUCACCCCGCUGCCGUGUCUUUGCUGCAGACCAUAGUGCUGCCGCGCUGCGCUGUGCCUUCAGCUUCUUUCAGUAAUCCCCACUCGGGUUCCUCGCAGCCUUCGGGACCCUUCAGGUGCACCGGGAUCAUUGGCAACCAUGAAACCCUCCAGAUUUGGCUUUCGGGGUGCAUUCGGUUGGCGGUGUGGGAGCACACACCUGUGUUGAGCUGCAGCACCAGCAGAUGUCCCUCGCACUCUGCGGAGCCGUAUUGCAGUGCGGCAACCUCAGUAUGGGGCUGCUGCAGCACGGUGUGGGGUCACGGUUCUGGUUUGUGCCCUGGUUUGGAGUCACACGGUUCUGGUUUGUGCCCUGGUUUGGAAUCACACGGUUCUGGUUUGUGCCCCAGUGCAGAUUCACACGGUUCUGGUUUGUGCCCCAGUGUGGAGUCGCAUGGUUCUGGUUUGUGCCCCGGGAUGAAGGAUGCUGCGGUGCAAGGUGGGGUGCCUGCAUCAUGGGAUUGUGCUGCUGCCCCUACAGCUGGCUUGGGGAUGGCAUCGGAGGGCUCUGACAACAGCCGUGAGGAACCGAUGGAAGUGGUUGGCAAAGGGAAGGUGUUCCAAAGCUGAGGUCCUUGGUCUGGCUCCCGAGGUGCAGCCUGGGCUGCCCACCCCACGCAUUCAUCCAGGAGCUGCAUCAUCCAGGGCUGAACUUUGUUGGUUUUUUUCUUCUUUAAUUUCACGUGGCUGUAAAGAAAACCGCUUAGCUAGCGUCAACAGUGUGUGUGCAUAACGCCUAAGCCAUAUUUGGGUUAGGUCCUGAAGCGGGGUGGUACGGAACGGGCGGCGACGCAGUCCCCCUCGUACAAAGGCAGUUGCGAAUUCAGGGUUACCCAGAAGAAGUCUAGCUGAACCCAAGUGCCAGCUCCGCCUUACCUAGAGAAGCAAGCAAGCCGCCGUGCCUGUUGGUGGCAGAGGAGGUCCUGGGUCACCCGGUUGCGGCUCCUCGGUGGCUUCGGGCUCGGAUUUGUCUUUGGGGUCGCUGACGACUCCUGGCCGCGAUUCACGGUGUUCUAAGAAGGGCUGAGGGCACGGCGCGGCGCGGGGAGCUCCGCAGAGAACGCCUUCGCUCCCGGCCGGUUGCGCUCCCCAACGCCGGCUUGGGGUGCGUUCGGACACAAAGCACAACGGUGAAAGUCGAUCCGCUUUUUUUUUUUUUUUUUUUUUUUUUUUUUUUUCAGAUUUGUUUGAAUAAUUGCUGGAUUUUCAUUCGAUCAAACUCUUUUUCUAAUCUAAACCACUAAGGGCUCAAUUCUUUAGCAAGAUGCGUUCGUGUCCAACUCCUGCCGGCAGCCGGAUCUCACCGGAGCUGCCGCAGAUUCCAACCCGAGAGAAAACGAAGCUCACACGCGAUCGUCCCCGCGACAGCGAACGGGCACCGAUGGGAUCCGCCGCGUCCUCCCCUCCCGGCCACCGCCGCGUCCCGCUCUCUGUGCCACGCCAGCUUUGCAAGAAGGACUUUGUCCCUCCUGGGUGAGCCCCGCGGGAGGCAGGUGGGCGCCGGGUCCCCGCGGGGGCUGGGCUGGGUGGGCGCCUCGGGCCCAGGAGAGGCGGUCGCUCGCCUUCGCUCCUCGCCGCGCCGCUGACCUACGGACUGGUGUGGACUUCCAGCGCCGCAGGCGUCGCUCCUGCCCGGCGUUCCCCUUUCCCAUAGUGUUGCAUUCAGCGUUUUGUCUCUGUUUCUGUCUUCACUUCCGAGAGGAUCCGAGUUGGUACAAACCUGUACAGUUAUGCACAUUUUGUGAUUUGUACAAUCCCCCUGGUUGCCAUCCUCCGAGACACUUGCUGGGAAGAUCUUUAAGACACUUAAUUUUCCUUUAGCUUUUCUAUAAUUCCGAUGUAAAGGACUUUCUCUGUACAGUAUAUUAUUCAAUGCAUGUUCUGUUCUCUCUACUGAUGAUAUAUUGAACACCACACGGUUGUGACAUUGUGCAGUGGGGAGAACAACCCCUGCGGACAGCGGAGGCCUUCGCCUCUCAUGUAUAAGGAAAGAAGAAAACAUAUUUUUUCCUUUGCUGUAUUUGCUUGAGCAGAGUUUUCUUGUCUGUACAUGUGAGCUGUGAGAUAGAUGUGAAAAGUUCAAAAGAAUGCAUUUCCCCCCUCACCCCAAUGUAUACAGAUUGUAAUCUGUACAAUGAAAACUGUAUGUAUGAAAAAAAAAAUGUACUUAUUUAUAAAUGGUUAACACUUGGAAA
Numida meleagris (helmeted guineafowl) is the source of this 11932-nucleotide messenger RNA. It is a transcript of the gene TANC2, whose product is annotated as tetratricopeptide repeat, ankyrin repeat and coiled-coil containing 2. The coding region runs from base 666 to 6860 and encodes 2064 amino acids. Gene Ontology annotation, molecular function: protein binding. NCBI's taxonomy places the organism in Eukaryota, Metazoa, Chordata, Aves, Galliformes, Numididae. The record is from RefSeq and is a predicted model, not a curated record. The transcript is spliced from 30 exons. Gene Ontology annotation, cellular component: dendritic spine. Gene Ontology annotation, biological process: regulation of dendritic spine morphogenesis.